Molecule: messenger RNA, 6050 nt
Organism: Patiria miniata (bat star)
Lineage: Eukaryota; Metazoa; Echinodermata; Asteroidea; Valvatida; Asterinidae
Product: protein FAM78B-like
Exons: 3
Coding region: 1684-3432 (582 amino acids)
Source: RefSeq, a predicted model, not a curated record
GAUGGAUGAAAUUGAAACUCAUGUGUGCGAUGGUGCGAUAUUUUUUUAUAACGACCAUUAAAACACUACUCAUAGAGCUCAGCGCACUCUAUACAGGCACAUUGCCACAGGUACUUCAGGGAAUCGUCAAAAAGCACACAGUAUACUGCACACGACCUAGUAUCAGCGUACAGAGAGGUUCUUGACAUGAACUUGACCUGAAUCUAACCCAGGCUCAGCGUUGGUUCAACCAAUUCAACUGCGUGGAAGUGGAUGGUAUAGUUUGCCGAGUUGCUACCAUGUUGAAGGCUCGUGUGCAUGUUACCCGGAAAUGCUGUAUUGCUACUGCGGAUCCACGAACAGCACAUCAACCACGGUAUUAUGUAAUGGUGUAGUUCUGGAUGUUUGUCAUCAGAUAUGAAUUGAUUACUAAUUAAUUUGCACACGCGCGUUGCAUGCGUAAUAAGCUCGGCUACACCAGACAUUAUAAAUCUUGAAUUCAUGUUCUAGAGUUCGAUGAUGUGUGUUCGCUGAAUUGAUACGAUGUGGUGUGUUUGUACAAUGCAUAUGGUUUCUCGGUUGCUGAAUAUUGCAUGAAGCCAUGCGUGUCAUUCCGUUCCUAUAGCUACCAGUAUUAAAAACCGUGUGCAAAUAGACACACUGGCUAUCGAGACCAUCAAAAUCCUGCUGCUUUGUCUGCACUGUGCAAGUGUUUAUAUUGGAAUAUGUUUAAUGAUAGUCAAUAGGCGUAUACACCAAUGCUGUGGUCUGCCUCAUGCCUCUUAGGCUCUUGUUACACGGUGAUGCUAGCGAGCUGAGUAAAACAAUACACUUGAGAGGAAACUAGUGAUGUUGCUCCAAGAUACAGACAUCCAAUGUCUCCUGUACAAUUUAUGUGCUUCUGUGGACUUGGCUCAAGCAGUGAAACUUUGAGGACCAGCGAGUGAACCCAGUCAAGGUCACCACAUGCGACAACCAUUAUGCACUGAUAGUUACCCCGUGUACUAUUUAUGAACUGUGUACUUUCUCCGCUCCGUGAAUAUCCCAACCAAAAAAAAAAAAAAACCUCUCGGCCUCGCCUCCACCCACGGGCUCCAUUGUUGCCAUCGUGGGCCGGUCUUUUGUUCCCUGGGCACCCGACCGAACACACAGAGCACAGCCCAUGUUGUUUGUUGCCCACGGAGUCUAGAAACUGGUACACGUAAUUCGUGUAUGGAUCAUGCAAUACAGCUCAAAGAUGGAGGACUGCGGGUAAUGGCUUACUGAGUGAGGGGUUGAAAAGUGCAGCAGGAACUUAUAGCACGCACAAUGACGCAGAUGCUACUCCACUCACUUCUCGUGUACACGUAAACAGAAAAAGGGUACUACUUAAUGCACGAACGGAACCUGUGUAGUGACUUGGUGGCUAUAGCUACUACUUUGGCCUGUGAGUUUAAACGGCCUCUGUAAAACUGAGCCCACUCGACUGGGCUUCCUGGACAUAUUAGCCAAGGAAAACAUGGCCUCCCUGAUGCUUCCUGUACAUGGUCUGGUAGCCGACAUUGGCCGGAUGCUGGGAAUUAGUAUCAACUCUCCUCUGACCAGCACUAGGAUUGGUAGUGUUCCAGCUCUGAAGCCGUCGGGUUCGCGACUCUACUCGACAUUGGCUUCCUGCACAGGCUUCUAUCUCCUGAUCCACCCGUUUCCCCAUUAACGCCGGUGGAAAUGACAUCAGAGGAAAUACCAGUUUGUGGCUCCUUCGACAGUUGCUGCUGUAGCUGUGCCUGUUGUGUACACCGUCAGAAGCUGCUGGAUCCCGGCCCAGAUCUGAGCAGCCCACCAGACGACCUAGUCCGCGCGCUAGGUUGGCAUCGGGAGGACAUAGGGAGAUUUGGACUCCGAGGACCCGCUAGCCUGAGCGUGCCGUGUCGCUACAAUCCGGCCGAAUUAACAAGGCGUACCCAUUCUCAAAGGGUACCUCAUCAUCUCCACAGUCAUUGCAAGAGUCACCCGGAGUGUCCAGCAAGGCUCGUUGUUUGGCUAGCUAUUGUAGGGCUGAGCCCUCUUCUACUUUCCGUGAUCGCAAGCUUGCAGUUCCUGUGCUAUCAACGAGUGCAGUGCUUGGAUUUUAUACGCGAACUUUUGAUAGGUGUUUUCUCCGUGUUGUUUCUAGUCCCGAGAGACUACGGUGAAUCACUCCAACACACUUGGAUCCCGUCGUUUGUACAUGUGUUUCUUGUAAACUUUGACAAGUUUUCCAUUCGAGUUGUGAAGCCCGCUUUCGAAGCGUUUACGUCGCUUACUCGUGAGCUUAGAGUGUUCCUAAGCUUCAUUCGCCUUCAUGAUAAGCUCCCAACUUUGGGGAUCUCUCGCAAACCUGGAUAUACCAGUGAAAGAAAUUGUGUUAAAACUAAACCACAAAUAUUCUUACCACCGCUGCUUCAAGUUUACAACAUCGAAAUUCCACAAACUUUGACCAAGUUGUGGGAUGACAGCUUAACUUUGAUUUCAAACGUGUGUGACAUAAAGACUAAGGCGCGGACUUUGACACGAGAGCGCCUCGAAAGUGGCGUGUUUUGUCGUUCCUCUGUGCCGUCACUGACCACCAUAUUUCCCCUGGUCGCCACCCUAGGCCGAGCAAGUUACACCCCGCGACUCCUACAACACUUGCCGAUGGGGUGCAUACUGCCCAAACGCCAGAAGAACCUCGGUCUUGAAGGCGACAUCAAAGUCUACGAUCUGCACGCCAUCAUUGACCCACACCCGACCACGCUGAUCGAGAACUCGCCCACCGUACUCAAGUAUCAGACGCCGCACUUUCGUGCCUCGGCCAGGGUUCGAUUCCCGCCAGUCAGCGGCAAUGACACCUGGCAGAUUGGAUGGGUUCAGGGAUGCAGUAACAUGGACUUCAGCAUUUCCUAUGGAAACCUGGGAACGUCCAGUUGGGAGAUUCCCUCCCUAAAGAGCAACCAGCAACGUUUUGUCAGCGAUUCCGAUGGCAAGCACUACCCAUGGUAUGGCUGCACCACCGAAGUAGCCACCAUCCCCGGCCCCACGUCAUGCUACAGCACCUUCCAUCUACGCAUGAACGACAACUUCCAUCCUUCCAUUACCUGGGAUAUCCCAGUCAGGAACAGCCACCAGGUCCGACUGACUCGUCUGGCUAGGGACCAGAGCUUCACGGUCUGGCUCAUCGCCAUGAACAAGACCACGGGACAGAAGUUUGUCCUGCGGACGAUCAAGUGGCGUAUGCGGAUUAACAUUGCAGUGGAUGAGACGCAGCCGUUAGGCCGACGGGCGCGCCUACUGGACCCCAUCAUCCAGGAGCAACCGCACAUCCUGGAGCCGUGGCAGAAUGAGGUGGCGCCCCCAGAGGCGCUGCGUGCACCCAAUGCCAACAAUGCACAGACUCUAAUAUGGCGACCGACGAGCGGAGGUGAAGUCGUCAUCGUUCCUCCAGUCAGCCACCACUAACCACUCCCACUUCAUUAAAAAAAAUAAUCAUUAAAUAAAUUAAAUAAAGCAAAAACAUUGAAAAUAGAAUCAGCAUCCAAGUGCCUUGACUUUAAGAACAGUACUCCUUUUUGAUCGGGAAAAAGCGAGUCAACAUCAUCAUGAACUUUGAAACAAAUUAUAUGGCAAAAUCUCUCCAUUUAUUAUAAAACAUAUUUUUGGAACAGAAAUGUUUAUUAACAGAACAAGUGCAAUUUGUGUGAGUUGGACAUAUUUCAGCCAUCGAGUUCUGCCAUAUAUAUUUUUUUUCUUGGGGCAUUUUACCGCGGGACACCAAUGCUUAUUGUGAGUUCUGCAGUCUGUACAUACAGGAGUAAUUACAUAGACCAUUUAUCAAUGAUAUGCAAAUUAACUUAAGAUGUCAUCACCGCGACUGUUCUCCAAUUUAAAUACACAUGUUAACAACCAGCAUUAUUAUCUGCUUUACUUGAACAGAAAGCUGACUCAUGAAAAAAAACUAAGCAUUUAGGAAUGUUACGGAGUGAUUCAGCUAAACCGGUCAGCUAGAACAAAAUGCCAGCCAGCUAUAAAAUCUCCCCAAGGUUUUUUCAGUUGACAGGGUAUUAAACAAGAACAAGAAAACAUUGAAAAUGUUCUGCCUAAAGCCUGUUACUUAACAUACAUUUCUGUAAAGGACCAGCCAGUGUAAAAUAAAUAUUUAUAGCAAUCUAUAGGAUAAAACUGAAAAAGUUGGUGGUUUUGAAAUAGUUGAGAGUUAUGGUGUGGGGAGUUAAGAUGAAAGUUGUGGAUAGUGCACCCUGAUAAUAUAUUUUGUUCGGAGUAUUUUGUUUUUUUUUGAAGUUUUGCCAAUUUCAUGCAGCAAAAUUCAACUGGUUCAAGUAGAAAGGACUGAUUGCUCAAUUCGAUGAAAUCAGAGAUGUUAGGAUAAAUCUUGACUUUUAAAUUACCCACAUUAAUCAAUACAAUAAAGGUCCUAUCAGCAUCCCUAUGUGCCAAAAAAAAUUAACUUAAGGGAAAGAGUAAAAUCUUGAAAUUUAUUUUACUCAAUAACUAAAAUGGAGUUUCGAGAACUACAAAUGUAGCAGCAUGAAUGGAUUAGGAUAAGGCAGCAAGAGUUAUGAAAUUUGUACGAGGUAUCCUUGAGAUAUCCUUACAAUGUACCUCACACACGAGUAAAAACUAACAAAAAUCCUUUCAAUUUCUGUUUUAUUAGUUUUAACAUUUCUCUGUUGUCGGAGAUCGAUGGCAGAAAGAUGCUGAAAUGUCAAAAAACUGAUAAUUUUCAAAUCACUGGCUCUUGGUAGACAUUUUUGAGGAAGUGCUGUGAAAUUUAUGAAAUUUGUGAAAGGAUGAAGUGAGAAAAAGGAUUUUGAAGGGGGAAAAAACCUUUCUUGUUUGAGACGGGGCUUGUGAAAAUGAAAAACAGAAAUUGGAGCAUGACGUCGUAAAUUUGAGGUUUGCUGAACACCAAAAAAAGAUUGUUUCAUUUCCGAAAUAACACUUUGGAAAUUACCCUGUUUUUAUAUGACAUUAGUGUUACAUUUUGUUCAGUAAAAAUUUGAAACAUAAUCAGUGACUCUAAAGUUUUCUCACAGAAAAAUGUGAAAAAAAAAAAAAAAUCAAACUGAAAGUGAUAUUUUCAUUGUUUGAUAGUUUCUUCCGUUUCUGCCAUUUAAGCAACAAUUUUAGUUGAAAUGAUAUUGAUGAGGUGAUCUUGUACAUUACACAGAAUGGAAAGUGAAAGUCAAUUCUGGCUAGGAUAAAAUAAUGAACCUUAAUCGAGAUGUAAAUAUUUUAUCUUUAUGAACAAACAAAAAUAAUAUCUCACGAGUAUAUCCCCAGAGAUUUCUAAAAACUAAUCAACUGUUUUUCGUUUUCAAAUAUUAUGCAAAGAGACAUUGUACACCCACAGCAUUUUGUUUUUUUUACGUUUCUUUUAUGUUUUGUACAUUUUGAGUUUCUUUUUUGUAUAUUUUUGUACAUCGGGGUGUUACACACAACAAACGUUAUAUUUUCUAGUGAAAUGUUUAUUUUGUCCCAUUGAGUAGAAAAAAAAAAACUUCUAAAACACAAGUAAACAGAGUUUUCUUUUUUUCAGAAAUUUACUGCAACGUGAAUUGCCAAUUUUGUUUUUACAACCAUCAGGGUGUCAAUGAAUAAAGAAGAAAUUGUUUGGUUUGAGAUUAAAUCAUGCAAACAUCAGACUCAUUUUACUUUAAACAAAACCAUGUCAAUUUCCCUGCACAUUUUACUUUGUUCUGUUCUAGCAGUGCAAUAAUUUUUCUGUUGUUUUUGUCCGAUUUAAACCCCCUUCUUCUUUGAAAUAAAAAAAAACACCACUAUUUUAUCCCCUGAACAGGCAAUAAAUUGUCAUGACAAAAACAAGGAAAAUAUGAUUAACAAUGUUUAUUUUGUAGAAAAUAUUUUGUAGUGGAUGAAACUGAUGUGAAGUUGUACAGAGUAAAUCAUGCAUUAUUUAAAUCAAUAGAGGUUUAAGGAUUAGUUGAUUACAAAUGAUUAAACACCGACUACUUUCAAAUGAAUUAUUAUUUAACAAAAAAAAUGUCUCCUGAGAAUUGAAUAAAAAAUACAAAUAUUCACUGAUUGAUGACAAGUAA